CGAACGAAUUAUUCACACACGCAUGUACGUUCGCAGUACGGAACUGUCAUUGCUGUCACACUUUGCGACGAGAUUGACACAAUAUGUUCGGCUGUUGUUGUUGGUGUUGCUCGGCGCUACGCCCGAGAUACAAAAGACUCGUUGACAAUAUCUUUCCGGUUAAUCCUCAGGAUGGCUUGAUUAAAAAUAACAUGGAGAAACUGACGUUCUAUUCAUUGAGUAGCCCCGAAAAGCUGGAUAGAAUUGGAGAAUAUUUAUUUCAACGUGCUUCCAGAGAUAUUUACAGGAGAAGAAAUGGCUUUGUUGUCAUUGCCAUGGAGGCAAUGGACCAACUUCUAGUGGCUUGCCAUGCACAAACCUUGAAUCUGUUUGUUGAAAGCUUCUUAAAAAUGGUGCAAAAACUGCUGGAGUCGACAGAUCCUCAAUUACAAAUUCUAGCGACACAAUCUUUUGUUAGAUUUGCCAAUAUCGAGGAAGAUACGCCUUCUUAUCACACACGUUAUGACUUUUUCGUGUCAAAGUACUCGGCAAUGUGCCAUUCCAAUAACGACGAUCCUGCCAUACGCAAGCAAAUAAGACUCGCCGGUAUUCAGGGAUUACAGGGUGUUGUGAGAAAAACUCUAUCUGAUGAUCUGGUGGAGAAUAUUUGGGAACCUGUGCAUAUGGACAAGAUCGUACCGUCAUUGCUGUACAACAUGCAGAAUUCAAGAUAUGCCAAUAAGGAAGAUGCGACGCCAGACAGUCCGACUGAAGAACGAUUGGAUCCGCCGCAGUUCGCGGAAACUUGCAUGCGAGAAUUGAUCGGACGUGCGUCAUUCGGCCACAUUAGAUGUGUUAUAAGACCUGUGUUAAGACACUUGGACAACCAUCAGUUGUGGGUUCCUAAUUAUUUCGCAAUUCAUACUUUCAGGAUAAUUAUGUUUUCCAUCCAGUCGCAAUAUUCUUACACUGUAGUGGAAGCUUUAAUGACGCAUCUCGACGAUCAUUCAAAGUCGUCCCCGAAAAUUCGCACUAGCAUAGCGGACACCUUGUCUAAAAUUAUAUCCAUUGCCGCAGGUGAAAGUGUUGGGCCAUCCGUAUUGGAAAUUAUAAACUCCUUGUUAUCUCAUCUCCGAGUUAGCGUAACGAGAAACCAAUCGUCGAGUAGCGACGAGCAGUUGUAUCAAGAAGCCCUUAUUAACGCCCUUGGAGAGUUCGCGAAUCAUCUACCGGAUUACCAGAAAAUUGAGAUUAUGAUGUUCAUCAUGAGUAAGGUUCCGUACAGCCAGCCGGAUCGUAUUGUGUCAGUCGGCAAAGGAGACGUGUUACUUCAGAGUAUACUUUUGAAAUCGUUAUUAAAGGUCGGCACUAAAUAUCAAACUAUUCACUUGAACACGACAUUCCCGCCCAGUUUCUUGGAUCCAUUGCUGAGAAUGUCAUUAGCAGCGGAUGCUGAAAUGAGACUGCUUGUACAAAAAAUAUUUCAUACUUUAAUCGAUCGACAUAGAAACAUCAUGAAACUCGCUAAACCAACUGUGAAUGUAGCGGAACUUGGUCUUGAUGUUGAGAAGGCAUCUCGACCUGACGUGAUCUUUAUUAGGAAACACGGCCCUGAAAUUUAUUUAGCAUUAUACGAAUCAUUAGAACUGUCUAGUAAUACUGUAGAAAAUGUAGAAUCUAUUUAUACCACGUUGGCAUUACUUGCCAUUGAAUUGGCUUCUGAGGAAACCGUAUUAGAAUUGUUGAGAUUAGUGCUGAGCCUUCAAGAUCUGGCAUUGACAAGCAGUCAAAUCAGUCUCACGCUCAAAUUCAACUUGCACGCAAUAGUUAUCAGCUUGUUAGUUUUAAUAUCGUACGUCUGUAAUAUUACUGCUCUGAUGGAUUACGCGAAUAAGGUGGUAGAAGCGCGCCGAAGCGAAAGUCCGCAUUUGCUACCAGAUUUACAGUCUCAAUACAAUACUGGUUUGACAUCUAGAAUAGCGCCGGCUCUUUUAGUUGAUCAAACUGUUGUCAGCGAAUGUCUAAAGGGAGUCGGCCUUGAUAGCGGAAAGUUGCAGCAAGGCACAGGUUACAGUAGCAAUUCUUUACAGCACAGACAUUCUUGGGUUGAUAGCGCCGGACGAAACUCGCUAGCUGAUAUUAAUUCUGGAGGUCCAGACUUAGACAGUGGAGGUUCAUCGCCCGGUGUACAAAAAAAACUACCUGGAGAAGAAUUAACAUUCGAGAGUAUGAAAAGAAUUCUGACAGAGAAUAACAAUAAUCAUAUAGUGGAAGAAGAAAAGCGUAUGCAACUUUCUCAGUUCUUCAGAAACGCACCAUUCCAAGACCUAGUGUCAAAAACACAACCAAAGCACGAUGUUCUACAGAGCAAAUUAUCAGAAAUAUUUAAUACUUUAUCUGUUGACCCGCGCAACACAGUUCCUACAUCUGGACCACAGACAGACGCUAAACCGAGUCAAACCCCAGCUUAUGAAAUCCAUUUUCCGGAGCUGUUUGUAUAUUAAAAACAAAUCGUUCUUGUUGCAUUUUAGUCUAAACUUAGCGUUGUAUUGUCCUAGGUCCUGUACACAUUGUCCAGUAGCACAAUUAGUAAGUAGCUGUUUUUGUGGAAAAAAGCUAGAAUUUUGUUUUAUAUUAUUGUUAAGUAUUUUUUAAUGCAAUGUUGAGUUAUGGGUUAUAUCGUGUUUGUUUAUGUGAAUAUAUACAUGUAUAGACUGUCAUACAUUAUAAAAUCGCUAAUACUUUUUUAUAGAAUCUCCAAUUCAAGUAUUUUUGUUAUAU
Messenger RNA from Pseudomyrmex gracilis, 2760 nucleotides. RefSeq names its product protein EFR3 homolog cmp44E (gene stmA). Lineage: Eukaryota; Metazoa; Arthropoda; Insecta; Hymenoptera; Formicidae. Gene Ontology annotation, cellular component: plasma membrane. The record is from RefSeq and is a predicted model, not a curated record. The transcript is spliced from 16 exons. Gene Ontology annotation, biological process: protein localization to plasma membrane. The coding region runs from base 84 to 2483 and encodes 799 amino acids.